Molecule: messenger RNA, 1320 nt
Organism: Canis lupus familiaris (dog)
Lineage: Eukaryota; Metazoa; Chordata; Mammalia; Carnivora; Canidae
Gene: KLRF1
Product: killer cell lectin like receptor F1
Exons: 6
Coding region: 129-842 (237 amino acids)
Source: RefSeq, a predicted model, not a curated record
ACUUGUUUGUACCCUGAGUGGACAAUUUGAGGACUAGAUCUGAUAAGCAGCAGAUUUAUUAUUUUUCUUAUAGCAUAUUAUACUUAAAAAAAGGAACAUACACAUAUACACAUAUAUAUUCAUUGAAGAUGCAAGACGAAGAAAGAUACAUGACAUUGAAUUUACAAUUGAAGAAAAGGAGUUCUAGCCAAAUAUUCCAACUUAAACAUAAAGAUUGUUCUGUGAUGUUGCACUGGUAUAAAGUCUUAUUGGGAAUAUCUGGAACAGUAAAUGGCAUUCUGCUCUUGACUUUGAUCUCCCUGUCCUUACUGGUUUCUCAGGGAGUAUUGCUAAAAUGCCAAGAAGGAAAGAAUUCAAAUAUCACCCAACAUGAUGAUAUUGGAAACCUGGAAACGAAUAGUGGCACAAGAGGAAAUAUAAAUAAUAAGGACACAAGCCUUUGUGGUUCAAAAGCUACAGACCAUAUAGGGUUGUGCCCAUCGGAAUGGCUCAAAUAUCAAGAAAAGUGUUAUUGGUUCUCUAAUGAGAUGAAAAGUUGGAGUGACAGUUAUGGUUAUUGUUUGGAAAGAAAAUCUCAUUUACCAAUCAUUCAGGACCAACUUGAAAUGGCUUUUAUACAGAAAAACCUAAAACAAUCAAACUAUGUGUGGAUUGGACUUAACUUUACAUCCCUGGUGAGGACAUGGACCUGGGUGGAUGGUUCUUCAUUAGAUUCAAAUAUAUUCGUCAUAAAGGGGCCAGCUAAAGAAGAUAGCUGUGCUGCCACCAAGGAAAACAAAAUUUAUUCUGAAACCUGCAGCAGUGUUUUCAAAUGGAUUUGUCAAUCAAUCAAUAAGCAAUGAUCAAAGUUUUUGCCUAUUAGGUUUUAAUAUUAAUCUUAAUGAGUAAGAAGUUAAAACUACCAAAAAAAUAGAACUGCAAUUAAACAGCAAAUAUCUUCUCCAUUUUCCCUCCAUUAUCUACAUUGGUCCUAACCUUAGAGUAACCCAUCCAAACAAUCUAAAAUACUUCCUUCCAAAGUUUUAUGAGGUAAUAUAAUUCAGUGUGAGUCCAUACAUUUGCACUCAGGAUUUUUAUUCAUUUUUAUUUUACAACAAAUGUGAUCAAAUAUAUCUACUUUUCUGUACUGUGCUUAUUUAAUUUGUAACAAUAUUCUAUGCAAAUUUUGUAUAAUUCUGAAUUGCAUUAUAGUGUGGAUUUAUACAUCUUUUUACUGCUUUGUUGAUGAGCAUUAACUUUGUUCUCAGGUUUUCCUACUAUAAACUAUGCUGCAAUAAACAUUCUGAAUAUCUUUUUAAAAAGUAGCACCUUUUAUUUCUU